UUCUCUUCAGGCACGCGAAGCGCAAACGACUUCGGAAGCAGAGCUUUGCACAUUCCAUAUCCGGAUAUAAUGGGCGUCGGAACUAAGUUCUGGCUGACUGUCGUGGGAACAGCGAUUUGCCUAGUCGGAAGCAUGACUGGCGAGAUGCUGCAGUGCUUCCAGUGCAAUGAGGCGGAUCAGACGUGCGGAUCACCGCAGAAGCCGCUCGGGCGCAUUGGCGAGUGCCCCCACUCGACCAUGUGCUCGAAAACAGUGUUAACCAUGAGCCUGCUGGAGGGACACCAGUGGAUCAAGACGAUGCGGGGAUGUGCCCAGCAGCUGAACACCACACACGUCUUCGUGAACAAGGCGUGGGUGGAGAAGUCUGUCGUGGAGGAGCCGUACCAAGAGGGCUGCAUCGAGAAGGAGGUGAACCCCGGCAACUCCAUUCUCCUCUGCCACUGCCGCGGACACUUGUGCAACGCAUCGAGCAGUCUGAUGGCAACUGAUGGCCGACUGCUGCCGCUGAUCCUCUUGGGCCUCAUCUGGUACUGGAGCUAUAGGAAACAGCACUUGUGAUCGAUCGCCUGCUAGUCGGAGGCACUUUUUGGGGAGUGCCCGUGCCCGUGACCGUGCCCGUAACCGUGCCCGGGAUGAUGCUUCCUGCUCUCUAAGCCGACUCAAAUUGUGUGAAAUUAGUUUUAAGCAGAUUAAAGAUUUAUGUGCGACACUUUCCGACU
Drosophila subobscura is the source of this 719-nucleotide messenger RNA. RefSeq lists its product as uncharacterized. The coding region runs from base 70 to 558 and encodes 162 amino acids. Gene Ontology annotation, biological process: sleep; regulation of synaptic transmission, cholinergic; positive regulation of voltage-gated potassium channel activity. Lineage: Eukaryota; Metazoa; Arthropoda; Insecta; Diptera; Drosophilidae. The transcript has a single exon. The record is from RefSeq and is a predicted model, not a curated record.